ACUCCAGAAUUUCUAUACUGAACACGACACAUUUUAACUGGUGUGUUCUCCGUAAGUUAAAUAAACUUUGGAGACAAGGUCAAAGAUAAGAAUGGUAAGUCCAACUCUCGUUACGUAUACGACAAGUACACACUGGCAUAAUGAAGAUAAACCGUGGAACAAAAAGCAAUGUAUUCUGGGAACUUUGAAUCAAAAUAUGCGCUGGUUAUUUUACUGAACAUGGCCGUCUCGGUCUCGGGGACAGGACAGAAAUGUUUGUCGUGUUCUUAUACUUCACGGCCGUGGUUCUGUGACAACUUUAUUCACUGUGAAGAAGGAGAGAUUUGCCAUAUCCGGAAAAUAAUGACACGCAACGGCCAUACCCAGUACACUUCCGGCUGCAUCAGCGAUACGAGCUGUUCAGUAGACGGUUCGUUGCAUGGAUCUUUCGGCACGCCGUACGGCCAUGUCACGUGUGUUGAGUGUUGCCAUGGAGAUUUCUGUAACAAUAAAGGAUGUGGAGAUCCAGGACCACCAACACGGGACUCUCGUGGGCCUUUCUGUUUCCAGUGUAACAAUAUGACGUCACCAGCCAACUGUCAGACGCUCGUGUCCUGUAGCUCUGACCAGGUUUGCAGCAUCAAGGACUCACUAACUGGCGCCGGUACCUCUGUCUUCACCAGUGGAUGUGUUUCGCAAAAUACGUGUUCACGUAAAAGAAAGAACACACGUGGUGAGGACCAGCCGUCCAAUCGCUGUCAUUCCUGCUGCUCCACUGACUACUGCAACACUGAAUGUUCCCCUUAAGGAUGUAUACUACCUCGCUAUACCUCAUUUAUAAAAGAGUUCCGCACAAACUGUUGUAUGACUCACAAUUUAGAUGUUAUUUACUAACACUCGAGUAAAUCAGAGGUUUUUAUUGUACCUAGAAAAUUACAGGAGUUAACGCCAACACAUUGCAUGAAAAGAAUGCAUACAAUGUACAUAAUGCACCGUUUAAGGUAUAAUGUUUUUAUUGUGUAUGAUUUCCGCGCAAAAUGAAUAAAUGAAUUUCAGCUUCA
Molecule: messenger RNA, 1040 nt
Organism: Pecten maximus
Lineage: Eukaryota; Metazoa; Mollusca; Bivalvia; Pectinida; Pectinidae
Exons: 8
Coding region: 169-786 (205 amino acids)
Source: RefSeq, a predicted model, not a curated record